AUAAGCUCUGUCGCAGAAAGCCUCAGGGAAAAAAAAAAAUUGCUUAAAACGUUUUUCAACAACAGAAGCACUCGAAAAACAAAAAUAAUGUUAUGAUUACAGAAAAGGGUGUAACCGGAGAAAAAGAUAGAGAAGAAGGAAAGAAGACAAGCUUUUAUUGGAAUAGCUUUGGAUUCUUGGCUCACAAGAUAAAAACUAAAGCAACUUUUUUUUUUCUUUUCUUUUUUUUUUUGUACCAUUUUUUUUUUCUCUUGGAUGAAUUGGAGAUGAACGGCGGACUUGAUGUCUUGUGGGCUCAGUUUGGCAAUCAAAAGCUUUUAACUUCAAAAGUCAUUUCCAUUUUUCCCAUACCAUGAUCAGAUUAGUACUGAAUUCAUCUGGGUUUACUCUGAUUUCUGAGUUUUUGGUGAGUUUUCAGCUCAGCUUGCAAAAUCAUUGAAGUGGGACAAAAGGGUAUGAAAACAAAUCAUUGGAUGAGCAAGAGAAGAAUAUUUUCUGGUUUAGCAACAAGGUUGAGAAAAAUGUUGAAGUGCAUUCGUUCAGGGGAGCAAAUGAAAAAGGCAGAAAAUGAAUAUGAUGAUAAUGAAAUGGACCAUUCAUCGGAUUCAUUAGCAACCAGGGACUAUUCUGCAAGUGGGUAUUCUUCUAGACCAGGAGAAGUGGAACAAAAGGUUGAUACUAGCAAUAUUGAAGAGGCUGAGUCUUCACUACGAGAAAGUGGUUAUCUCAACUAUGAGGAAGCAAGAGCUCUACUAGGAAGACUUGAAUACCAAAAGGGUAAUAUAGAAGCUGCUCUUCAUGUCUUUGAAGGAAUAGACAUUGCUGCUGUGACUCCUAAGAUAAGGGUAGCAAUUUCGAGAAGAUGCGAACAAAAUAGACGCCGUUCGCAAAGUGAUGCUGCCCCGCCUAUGUCGAUGCAUGCUGUUAGCUUACUUCUUGAAGCCGUUUUUCUCAAAUCAAAAUCAUUGCAAGGUCUCGCAAGAUAUGAAGAAGCUGCUCAAUCAUGCAAAAUUAUUUUGGACAAUGUCGAGUCCGCUUUACCCGAAGGCUUGCCCGAAAACUUCACUUCAGAUUGUAAGUUACAAGAGACUCUAGCCGUAGCUGUUGAAUUGCUACCAGAGUUGUGGAAACUCGCAGGAUCUCUCCCUGAAGCUAUUUUAUCAUACAGAAGGGCUCUCCUCUACAAAUGGAAUCUCGACAAUGAAACUACUGCGAAGAUUCAAAAGGAAUUUGCGGUUUUCCUUUUGUACAGCGGCUGUGAUGCAAGCCCUCCGAAUCUUCGGUCACAGAUGGAAGGCUCCUUUGUGCCAAGAAACAAUUUGGAAGAGGCCAUUCUGUUGCUCGUGAUUCUACUAAGGAAGCUAGUCCUUGGAAGGAUCGUGUGGGACCCAUCAGUCAUCGAUCACCUGUCUUAUGCAUUGUCUGUUUCGGGGGAACUAAGGUCAUUAGCUCACCAUGUUGAAGAGUUGCUUCCAACAACCAUGGAAAGAAGAGAAAGAUAUUGCAUUCUCGCCCUUUGUUACUAUGCCGAAGGUAAGGACUUGGUUGCUCUGAAUCUUCUGAAAAACAUAUUGAAUGACAGAGAGAACAAAGACUGCACACUUGAAUUACUACUGGCUGCAAAGAUUUGUGGAGAGAAUUCAGUAUGCAUCGAUGAAGGAAUCGGUUUUUCUUGCAAAUCACUUUCCACGUCGGGCAGAAAAUGCAGCCAGAUCGUAGGCAUUUCGAAUUGCUUACACGGUGUUUUACUGUCAGCUAAAUCGCGAUCAGCUACUUCAGAUUCCGAGAGGAUUUUGAAGCAAUCUGAAGCGCUUCAAGCGUUGGAAACUUCUGAGAGAACAAUGAGGGAGAGGAAUCCAUAUGUUGUGUAUCAUCUUUGCCUUGAACAUGCUGAGCAAAGGAAGCUGGAUUGUGCGCUUUAUUAUGCAAAGCAGCUACUAAUGCUAGAGGCAGGGUCUAGCGUAAAAGGCUAUAUUAUUUUGGCGCGAAUAUUGUCGGCUCAAAAACGUUUUGCUGAUGCAGAGACUGUGAUCAAUGCUGCUAUAGAACAAACUGGGAAAUGGGACCAUGGAGAACUUUUGCGAACCAAAGCAAAACUCCAGAUUGCGCAGGAUCAGUUGAAGAAUGCUAUAGAUACUUAUACACAUCUUCUUGCUGUAAUUCAAGUCUGGACCAAAAGCGUAGGCGCUGAGAAGAGGCUUUUGAAGAAUAGGAUAAAACAUGAUAGAAGCUUGGAAAUGGAAACAUGGCAUGAUUUGGCAAAAUUGUAUACAAGCUUGUUGCAGUGGCGGGAUGCUGAGAUCUGUCUUUCGAAAUCACAGGCCAUCAAUCCUCAUUCUGCAUCUAGAUGGUACUGUGCAGGCUUGCUGAACGAAGCAAAGGGUCUUCACCAAGAAGCGUUGAAAGCAUUUAGGAAGGCAUUAGAUGUUGACCCCACACAUGUACCAAGCUUGAUAUCUACUGCCCGCAUCCUCAGACAGCUUGGUAGCGAGUCGUUGCCGGUAGUGAGAAGCUUUCUCAUGGACGCCCUUCGAAUCGACAGAACGAACCCUUCUGCCUGGUACAAUCUUGGGCUGCUAUACAAAGCUGAUCUUGCAGUAUCGGCACUGGAGGCUGCUGAAUGCUUCGAGGCUGCAGCAAUUCUUGAAGAAUCUGCACCAAUUGAACCCUUCAGAUGACUGAUGACCAACUGUAGUUCGGGUCUGUCAACCAUGUAUGAUGGUAAAUUAUAAAUGUGUUUCUGUGAAUACCCUUUUGACAUUGACGUUUUCUGUAGUAGAAGAAAGGCAGGAGGAAAUUAGA
Messenger RNA from Morus notabilis, 2802 nucleotides. Its product is annotated as protein NPGR2. The transcript is spliced from 7 exons. NCBI's taxonomy places the organism in Eukaryota, Viridiplantae, Streptophyta, Magnoliopsida, Rosales, Moraceae. The coding region runs from base 456 to 2678 and encodes 740 amino acids. Gene Ontology annotation, molecular function: protein binding. The record is from RefSeq and is a predicted model, not a curated record.